UGAUGAACACUAUUCGGAGCAACCAUUAAACAAAUGGCUAACAGAAACAACCCAGAAAAUGGCGAACGGGCCUUUUUCUAAGAUAACGGGCUUUUUUCACUAAGAAGGAAACUGGGCCUAAUUACAUAUGGAAUUUAAUCCACCACUUCUCACGUCGUCGCAACGGACUCUCAGUCUCUUUCCUCUGCCGCUGCAUUUCCCCCUGGAGAUCCGCACCGCCGGCGAAGUCGAAUUCCCACCACCGCCAAAACGGCACGCUCCUCCGCUGCAGCAAGCAUUAAACACCAUCGAAUCGACCCUAGUUGCCAUGGGGGAGCUGGCAGCUGAUAAGCAUGUUAAGUACAUCCUGGCAGUGGAGAAGAGAAAGGAUAGUUUUGAAUCUGCUGUGCUGGAGCACUUGCGAAUGAAUGGGGCUUAUUGGGGGUUGACCACCUUGGAUCUGCUAGACAAGCGUGAUGUGGUAGACUCCAAUGAGAUUAUUGAAUGGAUCUUGAAGUGCCAACAUGAGUCCGGUUUGUGGUGAAAACUAUCUAGAUGUCAUUUUGUUGACUCUCUAGCCAAAUGGUGGGAAAAUAAGGAUGAUGAUGAUGCUCUUUGAUUCUGCAGGUGGAUUUGCUGGUAAUAUUGGGCAUGAUCCACAUAUACUGUAUACCUUGAGUGCCAUACAGGUUUUGGCCCUUUUUGACAAGCUUAAUGUUCUUGAUGUCGACAAAGUGUCUACUUAUAUUGCUGGACUGCAAAAUGAGGACGGAUCCUUUUCUGGUGACAUCUGGGGAGAAGUGGACACCCGGUUUUCCUAUAUUGCCAUAUGUGGUCUCUCCAUAUUGAAAUGCUUGGACAAGAUAAAUGUGGAGAGAGCUGUAAACUACAUCAUAAGUUGCAGAAAUGUAGAUGGUGGAUUUGGAUGUACACCUGGUGGCGAGUCUCAUGCUGGACAGAUAUUCUGUUGUGUGGCUGCCCUUGCCAUUACGGGAGCUCUACACUACGUUGACAAGGACCUCCUUGGAUGGUGGCUGUGUGAGCGACAAGUGAAAUCUGGUGGCCUGAAUGGCAGACCCGAGAAGCUCCCAGAUGUUUGCUAUUCGUGGUGGGUUCUUUCUAGCUUGACCAUGAUUGAUAGAGUUCAUUGGAUUAGCAAAGAGAAGCUUAUCAAGUUCAUUUUGAACUGUCAGGACACGGAGAAUGGAGGAAUCUCAGAUAGACCUGACGACGCAGUUGAUAUCUUCCAUACAUAUUUUGGUGUUGCUGGCAAGACUGUCGCUGCUUGAAUAUCCAGGAGUGAAACCUAUAGAUCCAGCUUAUGCCUUGCCCGUUGAUGUCGUUGAUCGAAUUUUCUUCAGCAAAUAAUUUACACGCAGAGUAAGUUUAACCAUAGGAAACAGUAAACUUAUCAAUUUCUCUGCAAUCUCCAUUGUAAUGAACUCUACCAAUAGCAUCUUUCCUCGAGAGGUCUUUGCACAUUUGCCACAGAGGGCGGCUGUUGGUAUCUUGGUAUUUGAGACAUUUUUCCUCUGCACAGAUACUGUCGUGUUAACUUGGUAUCCUUGAAAAACAUUUUUGAACUCUGUUGACACUGACGAUUCAUGUGCUUUGAGAACACAAUAGUAGGAAGAGGUUUAUCGAACAUGGAGAAGAUGGGUGUUAUCGGAACCCACAAAUGUUGCUCCCUCUCUCCAAAGUCUGGUCCGAACCCCAGAAAGCAAAUUUGCCUGUUCUUGGACCAGCGCUUGGCAACCAAGUUUCGCCGUAUUCAAGGCUAUUUUCAUCAUCGAUUAAGUCUCAAUCAAAUCAACC
Linum tenue is the source of this 1794-nucleotide messenger RNA. NCBI's taxonomy places the organism in Eukaryota, Viridiplantae, Streptophyta, Magnoliopsida, Malpighiales, Linaceae. The record is from the annotation of a GenBank genome assembly.